AGCAAGGAAAUGGAGGUAGAGUACUGAUGGAAGAGAAGACUACAGCUAGUGAUUCAUGCAAAAUAAGAAAGGGAACUAAGAUGAAGGUAGGCAUGCACCUGCAGGGGUCUCACACAAUAUCAAAGCUGAAGCCAAAAAUAAGAAUAGUGCACAUUUUUGCUCCAGAGAUCAUAAAGACAGAUGCUGCCAACUUCCGUGAGCUUGUGCAGAAGCUCACUGGCAAACCAAUAUCAAAGAGAGUAGUUGAUCAUGAUAAAAGAGUCAUAGCAGUUGGAGGAGAAGUUAUGAAGAAGAAGAAGAAGAAAAAGAAAAAGGAUAUUGAUGAAGCUGGUGAUGAGAUGUUGUGGAAAGAAAGAGAGAAUGAGGAUGGCUUCUUAUGUGGACUUGGAGAUGUGGAUGGCUUCUUGCAAGGCUUUGCUAAUGACUAUCAGUUUCUUCCAAUUCCGUUGGUAACUUCUUCUCAAGCAGGGGAGAUUGGAGAGCCUCAUCAUGUUUAGUUACAUUUUAACAUCAUUAAUUUAAUUAAUUAAUGGUUGUAGCAUUUUGGGAUCCAAGAUGUAG
Messenger RNA from Dioscorea cayenensis subsp. rotundata (Guinea yam), 561 nucleotides. RefSeq names its product VQ motif-containing protein 25-like. The transcript has a single exon. The record is from RefSeq and is a predicted model, not a curated record. Bases 27 to 497 code for a protein of 156 amino acids. Gene Ontology annotation, cellular component: nucleus. NCBI's taxonomy places the organism in Eukaryota, Viridiplantae, Streptophyta, Magnoliopsida, Dioscoreales, Dioscoreaceae.